This is a messenger RNA of Trichomonas vaginalis G3, 1695 nucleotides long. RefSeq names its product leucine-rich repeats (6 copies)-containing protein. The record is from RefSeq and is a predicted model, not a curated record. NCBI's taxonomy places the organism in Eukaryota, Parabasalia, Trichomonadida, Trichomonadidae. Bases 1 to 1695 code for a protein of 564 amino acids. The transcript has a single exon.
AUGUUGGAAAUCAUUAGUAAAGGCGCAUUUUAUUUAUCAGCUAUAACAAGUUUUGAAGUUCCUUCAAGAGUUACUUUGAUAGAUAAUAAUGCGUUUAAGUAUUGCGAUCGUUUAUCAAAACUUGUUUUAAACGAAAAUCUGAAACAAAUAGGAGAUUUUUGUUUCAAUUCUACCAAUUUUUCAGAAAUAAAAAUACCAAAAAGUUGUAUCCAAAUAGGAAAUAGUGCAUUCAGUGGUCAUACACAACUCGAAAAGGUUAUAUUUGAUGACGAAUCCACAAUCACAGAAAUUUCUGAUUUCUGUUUUAGUUCAUGCGAAAGCUUGAAAAUCAUCAAAUUACCAAAAAAUAUUAAGAGAUUCAGAAAGAAUUCAUUUGAAAAUUGCUAUAAUCUUACUAAUAUUUCAUUUCAAGAUUUAGAAAUAAUAGAUGAUUACGCUUUCAGAAAAUGCAAAUUAAACGAAAAUAUAACAAUUCCUUCAACAUGUUUCAAACUAGGUCAAUCUUGUCUCAGUUCAAGUUCUAUUAAAUACAUUAAUUUCGAACCAAAUAAUAAGUUGAAAGAAUUUGAAGCGAGUUUGUUUGCAGAUUGCACACAACUUCAAAAGAUAUUAAUCCCUUCAUGGAUUGAAACAAUUUCAUCCAGUGUUUUUUCAAAAUGUGAUAACUUAAAAGAAGUAUUGUUCGAGAGAAAUUCAGCAUUAAAACAGAUGGAUUCAGGUGCAUUUACGGAUUGCCCAAAUAUAGAAAUAUUGGAACUUCCAGAUUCAUUUCAUAAUUAUAGUUCAUUUUUUAUUAAUUUCACAAGAUAUGAUUUAGUUUCGAACACAAUUUCUAUUAAAAAACUUGUUUUGUCACCAACAUAUUUUAUCAUGAAUAAUUACUAUAUUGAAUUCACUUUUAUUAAAUUUAAUAUUUUAUCAAUUGAAGCUGGAGAAGAAACAGUAAUUGAGUUUAUUGAAAAUGGUGCAUUUUCUAAUAAGCAGGAAUUAACUCAAAUAAAUUUCAAUUGCAAGAUAAACAAAAUAGCUGAUAAUGCAUUCGCAUAUUGUAAAAAUUUGGAAAAUGUUUUCAUUAAAGAACUACAAUCAAUAACUCCAUACGCAUUUGCUAGUUGUACCUCUCUUAAGGAAAUAACAAUACAAGAAUUCGAUGGAACAAUCCCAAGUGGUUGUUUCUAUUCUUGCCAAAAUUUAGUUCAUUUUAAUUCCAAUUGUUUGAUUCAACGUGUUGGAAUUGAUGCAUUUAACAGCUGUGAAAAUCUUGACAUAGACACCAAAGAAAUUAUAUUUGUUGAUGAAUCUGCAUUCUCUUCUUCAAGAAUUUUAUCCUUUCCCCCAAAAAUUAAACAUAUAGGUGAAAAUGCAUUUUUUAAAUGCGUUAUUGAACAAAAGGACAUUAUUUUAUCCAAUGAACUUGAAUAUAUAGGAAAUGAUUCAUUCUAUUCUUUGAAGAAUAAAACCCAUUCCGUAUAUUAUUGUGGAGAUAAAAAUUUUUCUCAAAACUUCAAUGUUUUUGGAGAUUUUGUCAUCAAUAUUUUUGUUCCAUCAAACUACAAUUAUUCAACUUUUUGUAACAGGGAUGUAAUUAAAAGCGAAUCAUUAAAGUGCUUCAUUCCUCCUAUGACUGAUUCAAUUAGUUAUUCACACUCAAUUAAAUUCAUCUCUAAAAAUCGAUCUCUAAGAAGAUAUAGAUAG